AAUUAAACCGAAGUCAACAGUCUCAGUCGAUCGGGUGAAGAUGAACUUGGUUCUUAUCUUGGUCUUUGGGUUACUGAGCAUUUCUAGUGGUGCUCGUAUACUGGGUGUUUUCCAAGUUCCGGCGGUUAGUCACCAUAGUGUGUUCCGAUCGUUAUGGAGAGAACUGUCCUUGAGGGGACACAACGUUACCGUAGUGACACCUUUUCCACUGAAUGACGAUUCUUUGGUGAACCUUACCGAGAUUGACGUUAGCGAUCCAAACAAGGAAAUCUUCGAGAGGCAUGGAUUCCAGUUUUUCAUGAACAAGGAGAACUAUGUCCAGAGCAAGAUUCCGAAGAUAUUUGCCCUGAAUAAUGAAAUGGCCGAAGCUGUUCUCAGCAACAAGGAGUUCAUCAAACUUUACAACAACAGUCAGCAACAGUUCGACGUGGUUAUAGCACAGACGUACGUUACUCCGGUUUUGUACAGCCUAUCAGCGAAGUUUGGGGUUCCACUCAUAGGAGUAUCUUCGAUGGGAGGCUACAUCGGCAGUCACUUCGCAAUGGGCAAUCCCCAUCCCCCAUCUUUAUACUCAGAAAUGUUUCUUCCCUACCACGGUCAGAUGACGCUUCCAGAACGAGUAAAAAGUACUCUGUACUACUUUUGGGCCAGGUUUUAUCGUACGUUCAUAGCAUUACCUAAAUGCGACGCCAUUGCUAAGAAGUACUUGGGGAAAGAUUUGCCGUAUAUAGGAGAUAUUGAGAAGAAUAUGAGUUUGCUUCUCUUGACCACCAAUCCAUUUCUUUAUACCCCAAGACCUACGGUACCGACUGUUAUCAGUUUGGAACAACUGCACAUCAAGCCUGUUAAACCACUUCCUCAGGAUUUGAAAGAGUUUUUAGAUGAGGCCAAGGAAGGAGUGAUCUAUUUCAGUUUGGGUUCAAAUGUUAAGAGUGUCAAUAUUCCUGACAGAGUGAGAGACACUUUAAUGGAGGCUUUCUCAGACUUACCAUAUACAGUUCUGUGGAAGUAUGAAUCUGAUAUUUUGAUCAACAAACCAAAGAAUGUGCACAUCAAGAAGUGGCUUCCACAACAAGAUCUGUUGGCACAUCCAAACAUCAAAAUGUUCAUCAGUCAAGGUGGUUUGCAGUCGACAGAAGAAGCAGUUUCCAGAGGUGUGCCCAUAUUGGGAAUACCUUUCAUUGCCGACCAAGAAAUGAAUAUAAAACGACUGGCUCAACUGGGAGUUGCAGUUGGGUUGGAUUUUGUCACAGUCACUAAAGAAGAAAUCCUGAAUGCUGUUAAGGAGAUUAUAGAUAAUCCCAAGUACAAACAGAAUAUGAAAAAACUACAAACACUAUGGGUGGACCAGCCCAUGACAUCCAUGGAGAGGGCGAUGUGGUGGAUCGAGUACGUCAUCAGGCAUAAAGGGACGAAACAUCUUAGAAGCCCCACCGUUGAUGUCUCUUGGAUAGAAUAUCUAUUAUUAGAUGUAUUCGCUGUGCUUAUCUCAGCAUUAGCUGUAUUCACAUUUUUAGUUAUUGCAAUAGUUAAAUUUCUUGUUAAGUGUUGCUCCAGUAAAAAGAAAUCUAAGAUUCAUUGAUUCAAAAGUAUUGGCGAAGUAUGAAAAACAACGAGAUACUUAGAAAGUAUAAUUCUGUAGUUUCAAUAUAGUAUUAUAAAAUAUUUUUUCAACACAA
Molecule: messenger RNA, 1679 nt
Organism: Leptinotarsa decemlineata (Colorado potato beetle)
Lineage: Eukaryota; Metazoa; Arthropoda; Insecta; Coleoptera; Chrysomelidae
Molecular function (GO): UDP-glycosyltransferase activity
Source: RefSeq, a predicted model, not a curated record